AUGGUUUGUUCCUCCCACAGGUUCUCUCACGAUGUGACUCCUGUGAUCCUUGCAGCACACUGUCAGGAGUACGAGAUAGUCCACACCCUCCUGAGUAAAGGGGCCCGCAUAGAUCCUCCUCAUGACUACUUCUGCAGCUGUGACUCGUGCAAUUACCACCAGCAGUUUGACUCGUUCAGCCACUCGCGCUCCAGGAUCAACGCCUACAAAGGACUGGCCAGUCCUGCUUACCUGUCCCUGUACAACGAGGAUCCGGUCCUGGCAGCUCUGGAGCUCAGCAAUGAGCUGGCCAUGCUGGCUGACAUUGAGAAAGAAUUUAAGAACGACUACUGCCGCCUGUCAAACCAGUGUAAGGACUAUGUAGUGGGCCUUCUGGACCUGUGCCGCAGCACAGAGGAAGUGGAGGCUAUCUUGAAUGGAGAAACGUUCUCUGAAGAUGCCUACAACCUACCAGGACGCCCCUCCCUCACACGACUCAAACUGGCCAUCAAAUAUGAACUGAAGAAGUUUGUGGCUCAUCCAAACUGCCAGCAGCAGCUGCUGAGCAUCUGGUAUGAGAACCUGCCCGGUCUGAGACAACAAACCACCGCCAUCAAGCUGCUGGUGGUUCUGGCCGUGGUCAUCGGUCUGCCUGGACUGGCUGUGGCUUACUGGAUCACUCCGUGCAGCAGAGUGGGUAAAGUUAUGCGCAGCCCCUUCAUGAAGUUUGUGGCCCAUGCUUCAUCGUUCACUAUUUUCCUGUGUCUGCUGAUCCUGAAUGCUGCAGACCGUUUCGCAGGUACCAACAUGCUGCCUAACAUGACCCACCUUCAGAACCCUGAAGGUUCACAGCUCAGCUCUGACCGGCUGCUGCUCUACCGUAAGACCACCACACCCUUCACCUGGAUGGAGAUCCUCAUCAUCUCAUGGGUCAUUGGCAUGAUUUGGGUUGAAGUGAAGGAGAUCUGGUUCCAGGGACCUGGGGAGUACCUGGUCGAACCGUGGAACUUCCUGGACUUUGGGAUGCUGGCCAUUUUUCUGGCCUCCUUCAGCUGCCGCUUCUCUGCUGCGAGACGUGCAGAUUUAGCCCAGGACUACGUGCACGAACAUUGUAGGGCGGUGGUGGGACAGUCUCCACAGACAGACGCCUACAGCCUCUGUAAAACACGGAUCCGUCUGCCGGCAGAGGUAGACUACUUCACCAAAGCUCGUAUGGACUGGGUCCCAUCAGAUCCUCAGCUUGUGUCGGAGGGGCUCUACGCCAUCGCUGUGGUGCUGAGCUUCUCAAGGAUUGCCUACAUUCUCCCUGCCAACGAGAGCUUCGGUCCACUCCAGAUCUCUUUAGGAAGGACGGUCAAAGACAUCUUCAAGUUCAUGAUCAUCUUCCUCCUGGUGUUUCUGGCCUUCAUGAUCGGCAUGUUCAACCUGUACUCUUAUUACCUGGGGGCCAAGCAGAAUGACGCCUUCACCACCCUGGAGGAGAGCUUUAAGACGUUGUUCUGGGCCAUAUUUGGACUGUCAGAGGUCCGGUCUGUAGUGAUCAACAAUGACCACAAGUUCAUCGAGAACAUCGGCUACGUGCUGUACGGGGUGUACAACGUUACCAUGGUGAUAGUGCUGCUCAACAUGCUCAUCGCCAUGAUUAACAGCUCCUUCCAGGAGAUUGAGAUGAGGAGCAGCAUCUCCCCCCGGAUGAUGGAGUUCCUCAUCCUUUAG
Messenger RNA from Nematolebias whitei (Rio pearlfish), 1695 nucleotides. RefSeq names its product short transient receptor potential channel 6-like. The record is from RefSeq and is a predicted model, not a curated record. NCBI's taxonomy places the organism in Eukaryota, Metazoa, Chordata, Actinopteri, Cyprinodontiformes, Rivulidae. Gene Ontology annotation, cellular component: membrane; cation channel complex. Gene Ontology annotation, molecular function: protein binding; store-operated calcium channel activity; inositol 1,4,5 trisphosphate binding. Bases 1 to 1695 code for a protein of 564 amino acids. The transcript has 8 exons. Gene Ontology annotation, biological process: manganese ion transport; regulation of cytosolic calcium ion concentration; calcium ion transmembrane transport.